Messenger RNA from Cuscuta campestris, 1343 nucleotides. The record is from the annotation of a GenBank genome assembly. NCBI's taxonomy places the organism in Eukaryota, Viridiplantae, Streptophyta, Magnoliopsida, Solanales, Convolvulaceae.
AAUCAUCCUAAUCAUCCGGCGAUGGAUCGGCCAUUGAUAACCUCCAUCAGAUCUUUCUAGCACCCGACCCGACUCCUGGAAGACCAUUUCCCUCAUGUUGAAGUGGAAAGGUUGAGAAACCGGAGAGAGCUAAUUCAAAUUUCACUCCGAAUUUAGAUCCCCUACGAAGAAGAAAUGCGUGUCCAUUUCCCUGAGGAAAUCAUCAUCCCUGUGGACAUCAUCCUGCAAAUCCUCCUGAGACUCCCUGUGAAAUCGGCGGUGAAAUGCACCGCCGUUUGCAAGACCUGGUACGCCCUCAUCAAGGAUCCCUCUUUCAUUUCCAAUCAUCUGCAGCAGGCUGCGUCUCUUUGCGACGAUCUUCUCCUUCUCAGGUUCACUAGAGAUAGACGAGAGUUUUAUCAUUUGCGUCGCGACAAUGACGCAUUUGAAGAGCUCAAGCAGCUCCAAGUGCCCUUCAGGUGUAGUUGGAUUUUUAGGCUUGUUGGUACAUGUAAUGGGCUGGUUUGUCUGGGAGAUGUUCAUAGUGAUGAUCACAAUAUCAUUUUGUGGAAUCCUUCCAUUCACAAACAUUUCAUUUUGCCCAAGCCUGAUUUUCCAUUCAAGAGCUGUGAGGAUUCUACCCUGGGUUUCGGGUUUGAUCCGGUAUCAAAUGACUACAAGGUACUUCUAGUUGUGUCUCAGGGCGAUAGAGAAGAGUUGACUGAAGUUUGGUUGUUUUCAUUAAAUAGGCGUUCUUGGAUGAGGCUUAGUGGCGUCUCUCCCAAGCAUUGUUGUUAUGCAUAUCGGGAGGCGUCCUUUGUGAAAGUUCACUUUGUACCUCAAAUGUCAUUGAUUAAAUAUGAAGAAUCCAUUGCCGUGGCUUCCAUUGGCACCUUUGAAGAUUUAGAUGACAAUCAGCUUGAGUUGUGGGUCAUGAAGGAGUAUGGUGUAGAUAGUUCGUGGACAAAGGUGUUACAUUCAAUUGAUGAAAACGGAGAGUUAGUUUUUGAUUCAUACUUGCUUGCCGUGAUUGGGGUUAGGAAGAAUGGGGAAGUUUUAUUGAAGGUGGGUGAGGAGCAUGGGAUUGGUUACGAGCUAGCUACACUGGAUUUGAACUGCGACCAACAGGAGCAGCAACUAAAGCGUCUUGGAAUCAGGACCGACCGUAGUCAUUCAUUUGUUGGAAACUUUGUGGAGAGUGUGGUGCUACUUGACAAAGGGGAACAAGAUGCUGAGGAGGAAGUCUGAAUAAAUGUGUAAUGUGCUUGUUUAAGGAUUGCGAAAGUGAAAUAUGAAGUUCCCAAAUGGAGUACAAGUAUGAGAACAACAACAUCCAACCCCAUUACAGGAGCUGAUAUGGACAU